Messenger RNA from Benincasa hispida (wax gourd), 2141 nucleotides. Its product is annotated as hydroxyproline-rich glycoprotein family protein. NCBI's taxonomy places the organism in Eukaryota, Viridiplantae, Streptophyta, Magnoliopsida, Cucurbitales, Cucurbitaceae. The record is from RefSeq and is a predicted model, not a curated record.
UUGUUCUUUGUUCCUUCUCCAAACUCCUUUCUUCUUCUCUACAAUUCUCUCUCUCUCUCUCUACUUUUUUCCUUCGCCAUUAAGUCUUCACCUUCAUCUUCUUCAUCCAUUUUCCUCUUCUCUGCAACUCCGAUUCAUUGACAUCCUUCUUCAAUGGCGGAAUCAGAGGUCCUCGCGCCACCGCUAAAUCAACCUACUCCAAGUAAGUUCCAUACCCAUAUCUUGUAUAAAGUUGUAACCGCUAUUUUCUUUCUACUCAUUCUCCCUUUAGUCCCUUCCCAAGCCCCUGAGUUUGUUAAUCAAACUUUACUCACCAGAAGCUGGGAGCUUCUGCACCUUCUUUUCGUCGGAAUCGCUGUUUCUUACGGUCUUUUUAGCCGAAGAAGUGACGAAAAAGAGGAUGAAAUUAGUGUAUCUAAGUUUGAUAAUGUUCAAUCUUAUGUUUCUGGAUUACUUCAUGUUUCGUCUGUUUUUGAUGAUGAGCCUGAAACUCCGUCUGCUAAUGAUGAAUCCAUAUCUUCGUCCGAUGAAAAUAAGGUUCAUACAUGGAAUAGUCGGUAUUUUAGGAAUGAAUCUGUGGUUGUUGCUGAAGAACGUCCUGCUGUUAAUGAGCAGAGAGUUAGGAGUGAGAAGCCUUUGCUUCUCCCUGUUCGUAGCUUGAAGUCUCGUGUUGUUGUAGAUGAUGAGUCUAGAUAUAAGCCGAGAGUGAGUUCGAGAAGAUUAUUGAGUAAUUUGAAAAGGAGUUCGAAUGGUGAGUUUGGGGGAGUGAGUCUUGAAGAAAUUGAGGAUAAGUUGAAUGAAAAUGUUGUUCUUCCAUCUCCGGUUCCAUGGCGGUCGAGAUCGGGGAGGAUGGAGGUGCAAGAAGAGGCUGAUAUUCCUUCCAUGGAGGAUUCUGAAUCGAAUAGGAUCGACUCUAGGUCUCCUAGGCCUCAAGCUUCAAGGUCUUCCCGAGCCAGUGCCAUUUCUCAGAAGCCAUCUCCUUCUCCAUCUCCAUCUCCAAGGAAACCAUCUCCUUCCCAUAAUGUGUCACCAGAAUCACAGGCCAAGAGUGCUGAGGAUUUGGUGAGGAAGAAGAGCUUCUACCGGUCUCCUCCACCUCCGCCGCCACCUCCCCCCCCGCCACAUGUUCGACGAAUUUCCUCAAUGAAACCGAGUUCAUGGGUGAACGAGAAUAAUGUACCUCAUCAAAAGGAAUUGAAAAGAAGCUUAACUAGCAAGCCCAGAAGCUUAAUUCGUGAUACAGGAGAUGAUACUGAUGUGAUGAUUGGUGCUAAUUCAAGUGGUGAAGCUCUGUCUAGAAAUUAUGUUGAUAAUCUAUCAAUGGGAAAGUCUGUUAGAACAAUCAGACCUGGGGAAGUUGUGAAUGAGCCACCAAGAAGAGGGAGAGAAUUUGGUGGGAAUGAUCAAUUGAAGGGGAAGAUGAUGGAUCAAAAUACCCAUGUCCAAGAUUUUGAAGAAAACCCCAUUGAGUUUCCAGAUGAAGAUAAAGAAGAAUUGGUGGAAAAGCUAACCAUGGACACCGACGAUGACGACGACGACGACAUGGAAAGCGAGGAAGAAAACAAUAACAUGGUGGGGCGGUUUAUUAGGGAAGACAAUGGAGAACCUUUUGAUGUGAAACUGAGAGAUAGAGAUGAUGGAAGAGUUUCGAGUAAUGAAGAAGAAGCAGGAAGCUCUAGUAAUAUGGCUAAUGAUGGAGGACCGGAUGUAGAUAAGAAGGCUGAUGAGUUCAUUGCCAAAUUCAGAGAGCAAAUCAGGCUUCAAAGGAUUGAAUCAAUCAAAAGAUCAAGUGGACAAAUUCGUAGAAACACUGCAAAGCAAACUUGAAGUUGAAAGAGAUGUAUCAUAUACGUAACCUUCUUCAUUCAAUUCCUGGAAAGUGUUUCAUCUUCUCCAAAUAUUCAUCCUCUGGAUUUAUAUGAUAGAUGAUUAUGUAUUUCAGCAGACAUCUUCUCAUUAGUGUGUUUGUUGAUCUACAGCAGAAACAAGAAGGCUAAUGACUUUAGUGGUGUAUGUAAUUGUAAUGUGCGUGAGAGUUCUAUUUUUCUAAUUUGCCUGUUAAAUUAGAUGGAAUAGGUUGUUUCACUUAAUUAACUAUUUCUUCUAUAUAUUUGGAUAUAUAAAUCUUUUGGCCUAGAAAA